CCUCCCCCCCAAAACCCUGCGCGCCUCACGUUGCAUGGGUCCCCGGUUAUUGAUAACACAAUUUACCCGCUGGGAUCCUUCCCAGUAACGUGAAACUCGUGGACAUAGGCACUGGAAAUGCGAGCGGCAACCCGGAACGAAGGCAAACAACGAUUAGCUCAUUAACACGAACAAAUAGAAAGCCGAGCCCACCCCUUCACUUGACAACGCGACAUCAACCAGGGAGAAAGGUGUUUUUUCUCAUCUCUCCAUUCUCCAUCCACCCUAACCUGCUGUGUUGGGGAAACCCCUGAUGAGUGGGACCUGUAUCCAUGAGCCCCGUGCCCCUUCCCCCUCCCUGUCAGGCUUCAGCACCCCCAUCUCAGAACCCCCCUAUCGAAGACUCGAUGGAGACACCCCUGCCUGCACCCCUGAAACGGACCUGACCCCCACACAGUGUGUCCUCCGAAACGUAUUGUCCAUUGACACCAGUGGACAGGGGGCGCCGGGCGGGAGUAGCCCCACUCCCAGUGAUGGACCCUCAGGGCACUUUGACAACAGUGUGCUGAAACUGCAUGAACAUGAGGCCACCCAGUUUGGCUGUGGGGCUGAGGCUGGGCACAGCCCGGAAGCUGGCGCUGUUCGGAGCCAAUCAGAGAACAUUCGGCUACAAUCAGGAAGUGGAGGGUUUUUGGAGGGACUGUUUGGGUGCUUAAAGCCAGUCUGGACCAUGAUUGGAAAGGCCUACUCCACUGAACAUAAACACAGCCAAGAAGAGUCCUGGGAGGUUCCUUUUGAGGAAAUUUCUGACCUGCAGUGGGUGGGAAGCGGGGCACAGGGUGCCGUCUUCCUCGGAAAGUUUCAUGGAGAAGAGGUGGCUGUAAAGAAGGUGCGGGACAUCAAAGAGACGGAGAUCAAACACCUCAGAAAACUCAAGCACCCAAACAUCAUCACUUUCAAGGGUGUGUGUACCCAGGCUCCCUGUUAUUGUAUCUUGAUGGAAUAUUGUGCCCAAGGCCAGCUGUAUGAGGUGCUGAGGGCGGGCCGUAAAAUCACUCCUUCCCUCCUGGUUGACUGGUCCAUGGGCAUUGCCGGUGGCAUGAACUACUUACACCUCCACAAAAUCAUCCACCGAGACCUCAAGUCUCCAAACAUGCUGAUCACACACGAUGACCUGGUGAAGAUCUCUGACUUUGGCACCUCGAAGGAGCUCAGUGACAAGAGCACGAAGAUGUCGUUUGCCGGCACCGUAGCCUGGAUGGCUCCUGAAGUAAUCAGGAAUGAACCAGUGUCGGAAAAAGUGGACAUUUGGUCCUUUGGUGUGGUGCUUUGGGAGAUGCUAACUGGGGAGAUCCCCUACAAAGAUGUAGACUCAUCUGCCAUAAUCUGGGGUGUGGGAAACAACAGCCUGCAGCUGCCCAUACCUGAGAGUUGCCCAGAUGGCUUCAAGAUCCUCCUCAGACAGUGCUGGAACUGUAAGCCCAGAAAUAGGCCUUCUUUUCGUCAGAUCCUUCUUCAUCUUGAUAUAGCAUCCGCUGAUGUAUUAUCCACCCCACAAGAAACAUAUUUCAAAUCUCAGGCUGAAUGGCGAGAAGAGGUGAAACAGCACUUUGAGAAGAUUAAAUCGGAGGGCACUUGUCUACACCGACUCGAUGAGGAACUGAUCAACCGACGCAGAGAGGAACUCAGGCAUGCUUUGGACAUUCGUGAACACUAUGAGAGGAAACUGGAGAGGGCUAAUAACCUUUACAUGGAGCUCAGUGCUGUCAUGUUGCAGUUAGAGCUCAAAGAGAAAGAAUUACAAAGGAGAGAGCAGUCUUUGGAUAAAAAAUAUCCAGGUUUGUUCAAGCACCACAGCUCCAGACAGAGCAGCUCCUCCAACUCCAUGGACAAACUCAUCAAGAAGAGAAACGUCCCACAGAAACUGCCCUCAGGAAAGAGGUGUGAGAUCUCAUAUCAGCCAGACAUCCUCAAGUCUGAGGUAAUCAUUCCCAAAAUGGACUCCUCUGUAAUGCAAGUAACUAUUCCAGCAUGCCCCAACAGAAGCUCCACUUCUCCUAGCCGGUCUCGGAGAGUAAAGACCCGUCAUCGUAAGCCAGGUAAGGGCAGCAGUGGAGACCUGGCUGGACUUAAAGCAAAUCAAUCCUCCCCUAACAGGGACUCAACUGCCCAGGCUAACAGUUCUACCACCAACACCUCUAAGCAGCUUCUGGAGCCCUCUGCAGCCUUGCGAGGCCUCAGUCACGAGCAGCAGCAGAGGCAACUAUCCUCCUCUAGCCCUGAUCUCAUCUGCACCACACUGGAGGCAGAGGGCCAGGGAAAAGGGGAGCCUUCUGUAAGCGGGCUGGAAAGAGGGGGGAGCCUCAGUGCCUCUGCUGGUUUAGGGGGGUCAGAGGGAGGAGCAGCUGGUCUGGAUGACCUCACAGAAACUCCUCCACGCAGUGACACUCCCAGCGAGGAUGCUGCAUCAUUUCCAUUCUCCAGCAGCCCAGACUCACCAUGCGGGAGGGGAGCGGCAGCAGGAAGGGGAUCCUUGGGGUCUCCUCGCCUUCCACACGAUGGAGAGGACAAGGAGGAGGGAGCCAGUGCUGUGAGGCUACCUCGGGGGGCAUCUGGGGGAAUUGGGAGUCAGCACCUCACACCUUCAGCCAUUCUAUACAGGGCAGCUAUCACACGCAAACAGAGGCGUGGAGUGUCAUCCGAAGAGGAGGAGGGUGAAGUUGACAGUGAGGUUGAGUUACCACGGAGACGACGUCCGACCAGCAUCACAAAGUGCCAGUCGGUGUCUACGUUCAGCUCAGAGAACCUGUCGGUGUCAGAUGGGGAGGAGGGUCACACCACUGACCACUCUCACAGUGGCACACCUGAUGUGGUCAGCACCAACACUGAUGACAGGUUGGAUGACCGCAGUGACGACCUCCUCUCUCAGGGAUCGGAGAUCCCGGCUGACAACACUGAUCCAGCACAGGCCUCUGAUGGCCUGUCGGAGAGAGAUGGAGCCCUGGGGCAGGGGAAAGCUCAGCUGGACGUCGGGCAGAAUCCUAAUGAGAGCCGGAGCUUGUGUGAUGAUUCUGACUGCGACAGUGCUGAGCUGGAUCAGUCAGGUAGUGGAGAGCCCAGCCGUCCUCCCAGUGCCGGAGCGUGGGUGCCACCAUCUCAGUCCUAUCAAGGGUCUCCACAGGCGCCCCAUACAGGACCUCCAUAGGUCACUGGACACAGGCAAAGACCUUCAGCUACCCUACAAUGAACAACCAUCACAAGCGUACACCAAUCUGUCAGUGCAGUACAUUACUGUUGCCAUGAGGGAUCACACCUACCACACCACUCAGACUAUGACAAGUUGACUUAUGGUGUCUCAUAAGUUAGUUGGCGGGCAAACCUGCAUCAGAUGACAUAGGACAUUUGUCAUAACCUGACAUCAAAUAUUUUGGCAGCUUGUGACAUCAGAGUAAAUGUCAUUUAUGUAAAGUAGGGUUUUCUUAGGAAACAUAGUUACCACGGUAACCCUAGCCACUGCUCCAGUUCUGCAAAAACCCCUCCUCAAAGAACACACGCACGCACAAGAAGAUAAUACACUCUUCGUCCUUUAAACACUUUAACCCUCACUCUGGGAGCAUACUAGAUAAUACACCACACACUAAUGCAUUAUACUAAUAAAUAAUAAUGUAAAUAUCCAUUACAUUCCACAUGAGAAAUAUCUAACUUUAUUUUAUUUGUAAGAUAAAAAUGUAAAACUUAAUGGUAUGCAGCCCUGUGAACAAAUGCAUGACUACAUGUUUAUAAUUUAUGGUUUGAAUGUGUCCGUUUUAUAUUUUGUGAAAGUUUACACUUUUUUAAUCCUGUAAGUAUUAGUUCAGGUUUUUUUUUCUUUUUUUGUUUAUAAAUGUAAGCACUUAAAGUAAAAAAAUAAUAUUAAAAAAUAAA
Melanotaenia boesemani (Boeseman's rainbowfish) is the source of this 3903-nucleotide messenger RNA. It is a transcript of the gene map3k12, whose product is annotated as mitogen-activated protein kinase kinase kinase 12. The transcript has 14 exons. Lineage: Eukaryota; Metazoa; Chordata; Actinopteri; Atheriniformes; Melanotaeniidae. Gene Ontology annotation, molecular function: JUN kinase kinase kinase activity; ATP binding. Gene Ontology annotation, biological process: JNK cascade; protein autophosphorylation. The coding region runs from base 293 to 3184 and encodes 963 amino acids. The record is from RefSeq and is a predicted model, not a curated record.